CGAAAUUUACCCCUGUUCCGAGACAAGGCCAAAAGGCCCUGCCUCCGCCACUGACUCAGAUGUCUAUAAAAAACACUACUCAAAUGGAUCAGGCUGCCAGCUAGUCGGCAUAAAUAUAUCAAUUUUAUAAUUUUGACAUUUUAUAUAUAUCAGAUUGUUUGAUUUCGUUUUGAUAACAUAUAAUUUGAAUUUAAUAAUUAUGUUAAUUGGUUAAUAUCCAUGUGAACAACGAAGUCAAAAUUGUAAUUCUAUUUAGAAGCACUUUGAUGAUUUAGAAGCGUAAAAGUGCAAGUUCCAAAGCGUAAAUUUUAACUACAUUUUUUAGGGAAAAGCGCGGUUCUUUAUGAAAGUGUUAUGGUGAUCUAGAAAUGUAAAAUAGUAAGCUUUAAAAUUUUAAAAUACGAUUUUGACUAUAUUGUGCGUGAAGAGAACGUGAAAAUGAUGAAGGCCGAAUGAAGAGAGACACGAAAGGUAGUUAGAGAAGGCGACUUUGAGUGGAUACCAUCUUCUCACAUUCGAGGUCCAAAAUAUAGUGGCAAUUUCAGUACUGCUAUAAUAUGGAGGGAACCCAAUUGAUGAUUAAGGUGGACUUGAUAUUAUAGCAGUACUGAAAUUGCCACUAUAUUUUGGACAUUUCAUUGAUUUCAAGUCGUUGAGUUUGGAGUUUGCCCUUUCUCGCGCCCAAAUUGGAGCAUCACAAUUCACAAAACCAGCUACCCAUCCGUCCAACGGUCCUUGUCCUCAAUUCUCAGUGAGAGAAUGAAGUGGGGUUGCAAUUUAAAAAAAAAAAAAAUGGCGUAGCAAGUGGAGGUGAGGUGAGCGGGUAAUUCUCGUUCAAACGGCCCAAAAGCGAUCUGCUUUGUCAAUUGGAAACUGGAAUCAAGGAAUGGAAAGGAGCGGACUUUACAGGAAUAAUUUAUUGUGCCGGGGACUCGGCGGUGAGAUGGGCCUGACUCAGUGAGUCAGAGGGUCUCAGUCUCACGUCCCUCCCAUGACAAUCCCGUUACUCUCCCAACCCCCAACUCCCCAAAAGAAUUAACUCCCAAAUGGCCAAAGUCUAGUCUACACUUCCGUUAUCUCAUCUCAUCUCCCUCCGUCUCGUCUCCUGCUCCCUUCCAUUCAAACCUAUCGAACUCUGGAACUUCCCCCGGAUGAGGAAAUCAUGGGAAAUCAACGUUCACGCCAAGGGCAGCGGCGGCUAUCGAUUCGGAUUCAAAGCUAGAUUAGCAGAAACCAGGGGCAGCAAGCUCCGUACUCGAUUCCCAUUCCUUUCCAGGCUCUACGAUUCCUUCGUCGAACCAACAACUACCUCAAAAGACCCCAAAUCACUCCACAGAUUCAAGCCCUCUUCCCCUUCAACUUCGAGAUCCAAGCACCACCGCUCCAAGAAGCACAAGAUCCCUGAACCCGAGCAGAUCCCGAUUUCUCCCCCCAAGAUCGACAGCACUGCCAGUCCCUACAAGGUGAGCCGCUUCAUUCCGAGAUCCAGAUCUCUGCCGAACCCGGAAUGUGGUACCACGCUAUUUGAUGGGGCAAAGCCGAAACAGGACAACGACAACGGCCUGGGCUCGUCGAUUGUGAGAUCCGUGAAAUCCCUGUCCCGGUCGAUCGAAGAGAGAAGUUGGAGCGGGAUCUUGAUCCACGGUUGGUGCGUCGCGCUGUUCGCCUGGCUGCUGUUGAUGGAACGGUUUGGGAUUCUCAAGUGGAGAAAUUUAGCGGCCGUUUUGGUCGUGGCGGUUGUAGCUUGGGGAGUCGCAUCUCGGAAUGUGGUGGAGUCUGCCGACGACGAUGGCGGCGGCCAAGGAAGGGUUCAGGAAGCUUGGAAAUUUACUGCAUCUUCUGGGAGUUUAGACCAGCUUUCCCAGGUUGUCUUCUCUAGGAUUCGGCAGGCCAUUGGGCUUUGAUUCUGCAAGGAAGGACGAUUGCAGAUUGCUCACUGGAGUUGAGUUUGGUAUUCUUCAUUCACAAUAGAUACCAGAAUUAUAUUAUGUCGAUAUUAAGAAUUACCAUAAAUUCUUGUCCUCCAUCCCAUUUCUUCUGCAACCUUGAAUGUGAAACUACAGUACAGAUGAGUCCAGCUCCCAUUCCAGUAGAAUGUGAAUUAUUUAUUUAUACGAUUAAACAAAUGUUGAAACGGUAAGCUGCUAAAAAUCCACGCUCUAGUCCCUCCUCCUACACUGCACACUUCAUUUCUCAGUCUGAUCAUUCAUUGCAUUUGUUUGUUGGAUGGAGUUGGACUGACACCGUUGAAGAAAAUUGUUAAAAGUAGCCUUGGUUUGGUUGCGUGGAAAUGCUGGGCUUUUCACUUGUGAUCCAUUUGUUUAUUUCUUUGGGUAUUAUCUAGUCGGGCCCAUAAGUGAGGAAAGCCCAAUAUGCUGACUUUCCGAGUUUAGUCCACAACUUGGAGUUGGGCUGACAAUUGUACCGUUUUUGAAAGUUAAUGGUCCGGGCCGGGGACAGUCUUUGCCUCCUCCUCCUAGUCCCAGGCCACAAGUAAUAUAACUCGGCUGGUUAUGAAUAUGAUGAUGCCUGUACUGUUUGAUUGAGAGUUAUGCGUGCCAAAUUUUGUCCAUGAGUGUAAGAGGCGUGCACUCCAAAAUGUCUCCCUAUUCGUGGCGGUGUCAAGACUUGAGAAACAACUGGAUUCUGUUCAAUGUAGUUAGUAGUCUCCACUCUCCAGUUUGUUGGUAAUAGAGAUGAUAGUAGGGUGGCUCAUUUGGUUUCUCGUAAAAUUUGUGUGUGCUUUUUUUGUGUCUUGUAUGUUAGCGAAGUUCGACUUUGCGCUCCAUAUGAUGAUCUAGAGGGGUCGAAUACAUGAGAUUUGUUGUAUAUAGUAAUCUGUCUUUGCGUCUGAGCUUGGUUUGCUUGUGAUAUCAUAUAAUCUAAUAGCAAAACAAACACUCAGAUUCCAACCGCACAUGGCACUCAGAACCUGCCUGACAUAUUUGUGCCAGUCGUCACUCCGGAUAUAACUACGGCUCCACCGCAGUGGUAGUAAGUGAAAUCCAAUUUGGUCUGUACGGUUGUGGGGAUGAACUCUAUAUAUUAUUAUAUUUUCUUAAUUUUUUAAUUUAAGAAAUGGUAUAUCUAUUCUGACCAGUUGACGCCUCCGCGGCCGAGCCCAUCGCCAUCUAUCCCGAAAUCAUUUUAAAACGCUUGAGUUGGAGGAGGAAGAGAAGACAGAUCACUAAUUAAUUUGUAAAUUAUGGAAUUAAGGGUCAGGAGGAGGAGUAGAAAGAAAGUAAGAAGACAAGAGAAGCUGCGUCGUCGGGUGGCAGGAAAGGAGGAGGAAGAGAAGAGAUUAGAUAGCGGGGGCCCCGCCGGCGGAAGGCGCCGCGCGGCCGUCAAUGAUGAUGUUCAACGUACACCGAAGAAGAAAGAAAGAAAGACGACGGACGGUGGUGGAUGUGAUGAUAUCAAAAUUGAAAACUCGUCAUGUUCAUGAAUGAGCGCAACAAGCCACCAUUGAUUUGUUGUAGUAGUAAUUGUACUGCGCCUCCUGCCCGGCAAAAUUUUAGAAGAACCCUAAAUGGCUUCAACGUUGAAGAGUGGGACCCGCCUCCUUCUCGGAAAGGAAAGAACCCCAUCCUUAGAUCUGACGGGACGCGAUACCAUCAUGGUCAAACUCCAAUCUUCAUACCUGUCUUUGACCAUCUAUUUAUUAAAUUGGAGGAGAAUUUUUUUGUUAAAUAAAAACCAAAGGCACAGAGAGAGAGAGCGAGGAGUCCGCCAUGCCAUUUUUCCCAGUUCACCCACCCAAAAAAGCGGCAGCAGCUAAAAUAAAAUAAAAAAUGUCGAAAAUCCAACUAUAAUAAUGAAUAAUAAAAAUUGGU
Messenger RNA from Linum trigynum, 3833 nucleotides. Lineage: Eukaryota; Viridiplantae; Streptophyta; Magnoliopsida; Malpighiales; Linaceae. The record is from the annotation of a GenBank genome assembly.